GCGUCAUUCUCUGAGGAUUUGGAAUGGACAAAAAGCAAAUUUUGGUCACUGGCUUACCGAAUGGAACGAAAAAAGCAGAGCUAAUGAUCUACUUCCAGUCUGAGAGAGAUUCUGGAGGGGGUGACGUAGACAGCAUCGAAAUUGACCGCGGAAGAGCAUACAUCACUUUCGAAGAAGCUAGAGCCGCCGGGCGGGUUGUACGCCGAAGAAGCCAUUGCCUCCGGAAUUGUCAACUUCAGGUGAAGUUCCAUCCAGACUCAGAGGAUGAAGAUAAUGAGUACGAACAGGAACGACAUAAUGGACAAUUUGAAGAAUACCAAGCCAGACAUCGAAGUAGGCAAGGUCUCCAGGACUUACCAGCCUCCCAGAAAUUCGAAAGAGGACAGCAACGACAUCCUAAUGAACCUCCCGUGCCGAAGCAGAGCACAGUCCAAGUAAAAGGUGUGUUGCCAGACACAUCAAGAGAUCUCUUGGCCUACUACUUCGAGAGUGAAAGGCAUUCUAAAGGUGGUCCAGUCUCUUCUAUUGACAUGAAACCUGAUCUUCAAAUAUGCUUGAUCACUUUUGAAAAUUCUGAAGACGCUCAAAGAAUCGUGGAGAACUCCCCUCACAUUGUGUCUGGCCUUCGUCUUGACGUGUCUUUUGUCGAAGAGAGGGAAGAUGAAUUGGCAAAUAACUACGAAAACAACAACACUAUAUUAGACGGUUCCAUCGCAAUAAUUGUCAGCGGUAUAUCAUCGCCUAUCACCAAUGAUUCCGUAAGGUAUUACUUUGAAAAUCCAAGGAGAUCUGGAGGAGGAGCCAUUUCUGAUAUUUUCUUUGCCGAAGACGGAGACGCCAGGAUAACUUUUCAGGAGGUGAAAGAUUUGGAAAAGCUUCUUCACCAAUCACAUUUUAUCGAUGGAAAGGUCAUCUCAGUGAAGAAAGAGCCACCAAAGAAAAGAGUACCACUAGAUCCAAUUCGAGUGCUGGUCCGUGGACUAAACGAGAAAAUUACUGAAGACUGUCUACUUUUUUACCUGGAGAGAUGCACCGACGUAGCGGUUAAAGAAGUUACCAAAUGUUUUAAUAAUAAUGCAGUGGCAGUAUUUGAAGCCGAACCAGACUUCGAAUCGCUUUUCAGUAAGGUGCACGGCGACAAUCAAGGACCUGAAGGAAGCAAACUUCGUUUGGAACGCAUUCCUGUUUGCUCCUCAAUUUUAGUCGAAGGACUUAAUGAGAAUACUUCCAAGGAUACCAUACAAUUGUAUUUUGAAAGCAGCAGACACAGCGGUGGGGACAUCGUCAGCCAUGUGGAGCGUAUCACGAAAAGUAGUGCAGUUGUUCAUUUUGAGAAAGCAUCAGCCGUUCAGAAUGUAAUCGACAAAGUGGUUCACAAACUCGACGAUAAGAACCUGGAAGUAAGGCCAUAUCUUCCUUUUCUCGAAAGCUCAACUACGAAUAAGGUAGAAGAACCGUUCGAUGCUGAGGUCUUUGAACACAUCAAGAAUAACCACGAUCAUGAUUUAUUAAUUCUGAAGAAGGAAAACAAGGUCGACGUCAGCAUGGAUCCUGACAAGCAAGUUAUCGUAAUUGCCAACUCAGAAAAGGGAACCGUUCCCAAACAGUUAUGGAAAGAAAGAUCAGGACGCCUGCUAAGCUUCUUGCAAGGUUUUAAGAGAGCUGAAAUCCGCAUUCCUGCUGAAUUAGCCGAUGAAGUGUCAGAGCGCUGGAGGGAGGCCCAUCCUGCGACAGAAACAUCCGCCGAUCUAAUAACUUUCAGUGAACAAAACCGAGCAGCGCGUAUCAUUGGAAGGGUUCAAGAAGUAGUUGAGGAGGAAAGGAAAAUGGAAGAGUUUAUCCAUGCUGUUGAACAAGAUACCGAGCUUAUGAAGUCAAUAGGAAAAGUGACUGAAGGUGGCAUUCCGAGAGUUCGAUUGAGAUUACUGGAAAUGUCUGGUAUCUGUCAAAGUCUCCAAAGUGAGCACCAGUAUUUAAAAAUCUCUUUUGAUGCGGACGGGGAGAUGUUGUUCUUUGAGGGUCCCAGAGUUCUCCUUAAGGAUGUGCAGGCUAAAGUCUUUAUCUUAAUUUCAAAGAUGAUUGAUAAGUCCAUUGAGCUCGCACCAAACAUCAUAACUGUUUUAAAAAAGCCCUCGGUGUCGAGCUACCUUCAAGAUCUUUUCAAGAAAAAAAACAUACAAGCAAUUUUUGAAUGCGGCCAAAGCAACAGCUCUAACGAGAUCAAGAUCAUUGGUGUUGACGCGUAUAACACACAAGAAGCAGAAAAAACUUUGCUAGCUGCUAUUCAAGAAAACAGCAUCCGUUUAACCGACAAAAAUGCUCAAGUACUUAGCAGCCGUAUUUGGAAAAGUUUCCACUCGCGAAUAAUAUCGAAUUCUAAAGUUGAAAUUGUCGUUGACAUCUCCUCUAGCACUGUUUGGGUUAGCGGAAUCGCAGAAGAUGUUAAAGAAUGCUACGAUCAAAUCGUCGACUUUCUUAAAAAAAACACUAUUCUGAGUGACACCGUCGUCUUAGAAAAUGGUUCAACGAGGUUCGUCUUCGAAAGGUUAAGUUCUAAACUUGACGAGAUUAAGAAAGACUUAGUCACUUGCUCCGUGGACAUGCGAAUAGCUGCAGACUUUAAAGGCAUAGAGGUAUCUGGUACUGAAGAAGGACUAGAGAGGUGCUUACCAAGAAUUCUUGAGCUAACCAAAACUAUUACGAAGGCCUCCAUCCCGAUUGACAGGCCAGGGAUGAAGAAAUUCUUCUUGCAGGGUAAAGGACCUAAGUCUCUAAAAUCAAUUGAGGACACCAACAGUUGUAUCAUCGUUCCAAGAGAAAGAAACGAAAACGAAGCCUUGCUGAUCUCAGACGAAGAGGAGAAGAGAGAAUUUCAAGGAUCAUCCCCCGAGUUCAUUUGUAGCUUCCUCACGAGAGAAAAAAAAAAGAUUUAUGUCUUUAAGAACGACAUCACAAAACACCCCGUCGAUGCUAUAGUUAACGCAGCCAAUGAAAAUUUACAGCAUGUUGGAGGUUUGGCCAGAGACAUAGUGAAGGAGGGUGGAAGCGAUAUCCAGCGUCACUGCGAUCAGUUCGUUGCAGAUCAAGGCCGUCUUUUAGAGGGGCGGACACUAGUUACCCCUGCAGGACGGUUACCAUGUAGUAAGAUCAUCCACACAGUUGGGCCUAAAUGGGAUUUCACAGCAGACACACUUCGAAUAGAUGGCACCGAAACAAGACAGGAACGCGUUCUUAAGCAGGCCAUUAAGAAUAGCCUGAUGGAAGCCGCAAGUCUGAAGUCAAUAGCUAUUCCAGCGGUAAGUUCCGGCGUGUUUGGCGUACCACGUGAUCUAUGUGCUAAAGUCAUACUGGAUGCUGUCGUAGAAUUUUGUCGGGAGAAUCCGUCUUGCCAUUUAUCAGAGAUUCAUCUUGUUAACAAAGACACACCUACGGUCACUGCUUUCUCAGACGAGAUGGGGAAAAGAUUUUCCACGGAGAAUAAUUUCAUUAGUAGGGAUGCAUCUGGUCCAGCAAACCCUACACUCCAAGUUAGAGACAUUUCGCAACGAUCCAGAGGAGCUCCGAACUCCUUUGCAACACAGGAGGGGAUUCAAAUCACCGUAAAGAAUGAAGAUCUCGCUAAAGAACAGGCUGAAAUCUUGGUUGGAACAGCGGCAGGAAAUCUCAAACUUGACCAGAAUCCUUGUGCGAUGGCGCUCAGCAAAAAAGCUGGUCAAUGUUUGCAAGACGAAUGUGAUAAGAAGAACGCUGUGCCUGAAGGAAACAUUGCUGUGCUACAUCAGACCGGAGGUUUGAAAUGUCAGGCUGUCAUCUUUGCCAUAUGUUCUCCCUGGGGCAAUGGUAAAGGAAGACAGACUCUUAUAGACCUUAUGAAGAAGUGUUUAAAAGAAGGAGACAGAAUGAAGGCCAAAUCGAUUGCUUUUGCUGCUAUUGGUACUGGGACACUUAGCUUUCCUCGAGAUCAGGUUGCAAAAAUCUAUUUCGACGAAGUAGUGUCAUUCAGUAAAAGGAACCCUACAACUAAACUGAAAGACAUACGAUUUGUGUUGUACGACAAAGACACCCCGACCAUUCAGGCGUUUGAUAGAGAGUUAAAGAAGUGGCUGAAGAAUGCUGGCAGUAUGGGUAAUGCCUCACAAGUCAACGUCACCAGCACAUCAGCAACUGGCAAUGCUUCAUUCUCUCCGGUUACUGAGCGAGGUCCAGACCACCUAGAAACAACCAUCGGGUUACUCUCUUUUCAAGUGCAACAUGGUGAUAUCACAAAAGAUUCGACAGAAGCCAUUGCUGUUAUCAAUAAUACUUCCUUAGAUCUCUCAGUUGGUCAUGGAGCGGGAGCAGCUAUUCUUAGAAAGGGGGGCUCCUCCAUCAGUGACGAGUGCGCUGAACACGAACCCCAAACACCGGGCUCCGUUGUUGCUACAACAGCAGGACGCUUAAAAGCAGAUUUCCUCUUUCAUAUUAUCCCAGUUGAACCUAUUACUGCUAAAAGUAUAAAGGCCUCCGUAUUGAAGUGCCUGCGAGAGGCCGAAGACAGAAGAGUCACUUCCAUUUCAUUUCCGGCUGUUGGGACUGGGGUCCUUGACAUAUCAGCAAAGUCCUGUACUUAUUCAAUUCUGUCCGCAGUCCGCGAUUUCGCUAACCAAGGACCGGAACACGUACAACUUGUCAAGAUGACAAUUUUCCAGAAAAGCAUGAUCAAAGACAUCCGUUCAGUGCUGUUUGAAGCCUCAGGCCAAAACCCCCCAGCAGAAGCAGGUAUUCUUCAUAGAGUCGCUUCUGGGUUAAGGACAAUGGUCGGCCUCAUAGGAAUCGGUGGGAACGAGGCAAGCUCUGCGACGCCUGAUGUUCAAACUGUUGAUGAAACAAAGUUAAAUCUUGAUAUUUAUGCUGGCAAUGAGAGUGAUCUUCAGCAAGCCUCUACUGCAGUUAACGAUCUGAUGUCUGAGAAUUCUGGUCAACAGGUUAUCACGAAUGAAGUAAUCAGGAGUUUAACGAAAGAACAUUUGACAAAAAUUCACACUCUUGAAUUACGAUACAGCGUUAGAGCCGUCGUGGAAAAAGAGUUGGAUCGCAUUGAGUGCUGUGGGCAGCUAGAAGACGUUCUCAAAGUAGUUUCAGAUAUCCACGAUCUUCUCGAUAAAAUAAAGAAAGACGAACAUGAUCGCUUUCGAGCUGAGAUGCUCUCUAAGAAUGUCCAGUGGAAGUAUAAGCAUGGCGAUAAGUUUCUAAAUUACGAUAGUGAUCUCAACACUAAAAUCGAGCUCGCCUACCAGGAUAACAAGAAAACACUCACCGUCAAAGAGCACGAUGAGCCUUACGAAAUAUCGUUCCUCGCCAUGACAGAGACGGGCCCAAAUGGUCACAGCACAGAUAUCAAGAGGGUUAACCCAGGUGGAGGCCUUCACGUUCCGGAUUAUUGGGAUCCUCAGCCGCAAGAUAAGAAGGUGCAUAUUGUCGAGAUAAAAGCUGAUUCGCAUGCACAGGAGUACAAGAAGGUCACUGAUCUGUUCAAUGCAACCUGCUCAAAACAAAUUGUCAAAAUAGAAAGAAUUCAAAAUGAAGCUUUCUUUGGAAUUUACGCUGUUCAGCAACAAAAGAUGGACGAGUCUGGUGCCCGUGGAAGCAACGAAAUGCUGUUAUUUCAUGGAACCGCGGAGAAUAACUGUCAAGCAAUUACUCACAAAGGCUUUAACAGAAGUUAUAGCUGGCAAAAAAACACCCUAUAUGGAAAAGGCGUUUAUUUUGCCAAGGAGGCAGAGUAUUCCGCACGUUCUCAGUAUUCACCACCAGGUCCAACGGGCCUUCGACACAUGUACGUCGCAAGAGUGCUGGUUGGUGAUUACACAGUGGGUAAGAAAGACAUCAUUGUCCCUCCAUCCAAAACAGGCAAUGACCCAACAGAUACAUAUGACAGCGUCGUGGAUCAAAUGCCCAACCCAGAGAUCUUCGUCGUAUUUCACGACCCGCAAUGUUAUCCCGAGUACCUGAUAACUUUCCAGUAACGGACUGGCACUACUUGGCACUACUUCGCCUUCUUUUGCAUUUUUGUUAAUUUUUUUUGCUUGUCAUGAUAACUUUUUUGGAAAGGUGUAGAAAAAGAGGAUGACUGAGGCCAUUAAAAAGAUGGUAAUAACGGCAAUUCCGAGGGCAGAAAAACCAAAUUUUGAUGCACAAAGAGAGAGGAGAGGUAGCUUAUACUUGUUUAAUCCAAUUAGAUUUGUAACAAUUUCUUUCAAAGGAAUUAGCCUAACUUAUCUUAGCUUGCUCGAUGUUCCUCACAGAAGCCGAUUUCUGUUCGAUUUACUUUAAUGAUAUUUUGUUUGAGGUGACACCUUUUGCAGUGAAAAUAACUGUGAUACAACCGAGGGGCGUUUCUAGUUUUUUCCUCAUUUGAGCUUUUCCUCCAACUAACGACUCAGUUAGACUCAAAUGGAAGCAAGAUUAGAAUUAGAUUGUACAAUAACUUACAAUUUUUUUGG
Molecule: messenger RNA, 6482 nt
Organism: Pocillopora verrucosa
Lineage: Eukaryota; Metazoa; Cnidaria; Anthozoa; Scleractinia; Pocilloporidae
Product: protein mono-ADP-ribosyltransferase PARP14
Biological process (GO): protein poly-ADP-ribosylation; negative regulation of gene expression
Cellular component (GO): cytoplasm; nucleus
Molecular function (GO): transcription corepressor activity; RNA binding; NAD+-protein mono-ADP-ribosyltransferase activity
Source: RefSeq, a predicted model, not a curated record